This is a messenger RNA of Trichogramma pretiosum, 1410 nucleotides long. Its product is annotated as farnesol dehydrogenase-like. The coding region runs from base 118 to 900 and encodes 260 amino acids. NCBI's taxonomy places the organism in Eukaryota, Metazoa, Arthropoda, Insecta, Hymenoptera, Trichogrammatidae. The record is from RefSeq and is a predicted model, not a curated record. The transcript has 5 exons.
GCUUGGGAGUGCCGGUGCACGAACGCUGACAUAACGAUAUAGUUGAUUGCUAAUCGUCGAGUAAAACAACUGCGCUGCAGUGUCAGUCAGUCAGAGUUCGCCGUAACAAGUGCAAUAAUGAAUCGAUGGAGAGGAAAAGUAGCGGUUGUGACCGGUGCAUCAUCGGGAAUAGGCUUGGCUACUGCGAAAGCCCUUCUCAACGAAGGUCUUAUCGUAGUCGGUCUCGCUCGUAGACUCGAAAAAAUGAUAGACGAAAUGAAAGAUAAUCCGAGGCGGGAUCAAUUUCACGCUAAAGCUUGCGAUGUGACAAAAGAAAGUGACGUGAUUGAAGCAUUCAAAUAUGUCGAAGAGAAUUUUGGUGCAUUACAUGUACUGAUAAAUAAUGCUGGCACUGUGACUCUAAAGAGCGUUCAACAAGCAGAAAUGAGCGAAUUAGAACAUAUAAUCAAUGUCAACGUGUUCGGAGUUUUGUAUUGUUCCAAACAUGGAAUUGCGUUGAUGAAAAAACACGGUGACGUGGCUCAUGUGGUCAAUAUUAACAGUAUUGCAGGACGUAAAGUUCCUCAUCCGUUCUGGUUUGGUGGAGGCGACAUACAUGUUAACGUGUAUUCAGCAACAAAACAUGCUAUUACGGCUUUUUCAGAAACUUUGAUUAAUGAAUUAAACAAUGAAGGGAACAAGAUUCGCAUAACAAAUCUAAGUCCAGGCUACACUUCAACAGAGAUCAUACCAGAAAAAAAUUCUUCGGGGAUGACCCAAGAAGUGAAAGAUCUAUUAGCUACAAAACAAGUGUCUCUGAGUAGUGAAGAUGUAGCUGACAGCAUUGUUUAUGUUUUAAGUACCCCGCCUCAUGUUCAAAUUACGGAAUUAACGAUCAAGCCUCUAGGAGAAAAGUUUUGAGUUUUUAUUAAAAAAAAAAAAGAAAACUAUAAGUAAUUUUUUUUUCACUUUUGACAAUUUAUUCAAUGCUCUACACGAUGUGAAUAUUUAAUUCUAUAUAUACAAAUAUACAUUACAUGAAUUAUAUACAGAGUAUAUAGUUUUUAAUGACAAACUUAAUUAAUAUGAACAACUUUUAUAAGUAAAAUCAAUACUGCCUGAUGUUAGUGUAGACAAUAAACAUAUAUCUAUAACACAUAUAUGUAUGUAAUUAUAUUUUUAAUGUAUAAUAUAUUUAUAUAAAAUUAUGCAUAAAUAAUCUUAAGUAUCAGCAAGUAUUUAAUACAUUAGCAAGUAUUAAAUACUUUGAAAUAAAUAUAAAAAAUGUUCAUGAUUCUGCAUGAUGUUUUGUAGUCAUCAAAACAUUUACUUUGUUAAAAAAUAAAUGUUUGUAUUUAUUUCUUUCACACAGUUAUGCACAAAAUUUACAUGGCAGUAACUGUCCAUUAUAAUAAACGUUUAUAAAGCAUA